AUGCCCAAGAGAACUCUCCUAAAGACAGGUUUAAUUACAUUAACAUGGAUUCCUGUCUUAAUGACCGUAAAUGACAAAGUUUGCUAUAUUUCUCAGAUAAAGGGAAGCUCCAUGCGACCUACUUUAAACCCUAGUGACUCAAGCAAUGAUUGGAUAUUGUUGUGGAAGUUUAGAAAAGAUGCAGUGCAAAGAAAUGAUGUUAUAUUGUUUAAGUCACCAAUGGAUCCCAAAAAAAUUCUUUGUAAAAGAGUAAAAGGUGUUGAACUGGAUAAGGUUUUUACGAAGUAUCCAUACCCAAAGGAUUCAGUUAUAGUACCGAGAAAUCAUAUUUGGGUGGAGGGUGAUAAUGUAACACAUUCUAUCGAUAGUAAUGAAUUUGGCCCAAUAUCGAAAGGACUAAUUGUAGGGAGUGUAGCAACUAUCAUUUGGCCUCCUUCGAGAUGGGGUACCGAUUUGAAAGAGACACUGGGAAGAAAUAAUAUUCUUAAGAAAAAUAUAGAUACUUGA
Messenger RNA from Naumovozyma castellii, 507 nucleotides. It is a transcript of the gene IMP2, whose product is annotated as endopeptidase catalytic subunit. The transcript has a single exon. Lineage: Eukaryota; Fungi; Ascomycota; Saccharomycetes; Saccharomycetales; Saccharomycetaceae. The record is from RefSeq and is a predicted model, not a curated record. Bases 1 to 507 code for a protein of 168 amino acids.